Fonsecaea pedrosoi CBS 271.37 is the source of this 708-nucleotide messenger RNA. RefSeq lists its product as uncharacterized. NCBI's taxonomy places the organism in Eukaryota, Fungi, Ascomycota, Eurotiomycetes, Chaetothyriales, Herpotrichiellaceae. The transcript has 2 exons. Bases 1 to 708 code for a protein of 235 amino acids. The record is from RefSeq and is a predicted model, not a curated record.
AUGAACCUCUUACCGCCCGAUCCUUUAGCUUUCACAGGACCAUUUCCCCUCGCCGAUCUAGCGCCACAAUAUAUGACGCGAGAACAAAUCGAGUCGGUGGUUGCGCACGCUCCGAAGCUCUUUCAGACCGGCGGAGAUUUGCCUAACGAUGGAGAUAUUCCUGCAAAGGCUGUUGCUCGCGUUUCAAACGGUGCUGUCGUCAAAUACGGUACCCGGAUUUCCCUGGGUGACCGUCAAGCUAACGAGUCUGUGUAUAUUGUCAUGCAAUACGUACCUGGAAAAACCCUAGCUCACACAAUCGAGGAUCUGGACGAAGAGCAAAUCCGGGAUCUCGCCAACCAGCUAAUACGCAUACUUACCACACUCCACACAGUUCAUCACACAGUACCGGGCCCAGUGGGUGGCGGUCGUGUAAUGGCACCACGACUCUUCACAACCAGUGGUGUAGGCCCGUUUUACUCUCUUCAAGAUCUCAUCGAUUGGUUCAAUAAGUGUUUGAAGAUAUGUCACUCUUUUGGCAGGUUCUUCGGGUAUAUCUACUUAAAAAGCUAUGCGGAAUUCAUGCCGAUAGGCAUGAAGAGCGCAGCAGGUAUGAAAUUCCUUCAAGCCGUGGUUGAUGCAAUAGAGACGUUAGAGACCCGGAGGAUGAAUGCCAAGUUCAACGCAAUUGGUUAUGUAUGCUCUCAGAAAAUGACUUGCACGAUAUGA